Meriones unguiculatus (Mongolian gerbil) is the source of this 5448-nucleotide messenger RNA. RefSeq lists its product as uncharacterized. The coding region runs from base 505 to 1731 and encodes 408 amino acids. The record is from RefSeq and is a predicted model, not a curated record. The transcript is spliced from 11 exons. Lineage: Eukaryota; Metazoa; Chordata; Mammalia; Rodentia; Muridae.
CAUCUUUAAAGCCAGCAGCUGCGCAGAGUCCUCGCGCACUCUGACUUCUUCAGGCUCGGUCCAGACAGGCCUGCCAAGCCUCUCAAGGUUGGGAUCCCCCAACCACACGGACAAUUGUCUCUGCCUGCCCCCAUGCCUCCUCCGCCCUCUUUGCUUUCAGUGUCUGGCGGCGGCGGGAGCUCCCGUCUCUAUGGCAACAGAGGACGCGGGGGAAGCAGGACUGCGACAGUUGGGAAGCGCCCAACACCUGCACCUGUGGGGAUGGCUGGGGUUUCCAAGGUCCCCUCGGAGACACUGCCCUCCCCUCACCCCAUGGGGCCUGCUCUGCGCUUCCCCGCCUCCGGGACAACUGGGAUUCUCCGAUGCUCCCUCGGGUUCUAACUACCACCUCCUCAGCCUGUGUCACUGUGUCCAGAGUGAGACACGGUGAAGGACAGCGGCCUUAAGAUGAGAUGACACCGCCCAGCCGCACAGAGACCACGUGGAAUCACACACUGUAAAACAAUGCCAAGAGCAAAGGAAAGAAAACAGAAACCCAAAGGGGCUCCCGAACCGGUGAUUCCCGUUCUUCAGAAGUUCUUGAAGACAUACCAGAAGCAUUGCAUACAGACUCGGACCUCCAUGUGUCCCACCAUCCGAAGGGACCUGAAGAGCAGUAUGGACACAGAGAAGGUCCUCAGGAAGUUCAUGCUUGUAAGAGCCGGCGACUUCGAGACGAGCCGACGACGCGUCUCCCUGGAGCCUUUGCUAAUGACCAUCCGCGAGGAAAACUACACGCUGGGCAGGGAGCUGUGCAUCUGGGGCCUCCAGCUGACCAACCAGGAGAUCGCCAGACUUGCUUUGUUUCUGGAGCAGAAGGUGUACACAACCUGCCCACUCACCACCUUGGAAAUCCUGGACUGCAAGAUGGAUCUGUGGUCCCUGAGGCGGCUUGGGCAGGCGCUGAAAUUCAGCAGCUUGCAUUUCCUGGUCCUCGAUUACUGCAAGUUUGGACAUGAAGAACUUGAGAAUAUCUUCUCGGGCCUGGAGAGCAACCAAAGGCUCCGAGGCCUCAGUCUGCGCUACUGUGGGCUGGGGCCCCAGAGUGGGCCAAAGCUGGGCUCUGUCAUCAGCCAGAGCGCCAUUUGCGAUCUGCGCCUGGAUGGAAAUUAUUUGCAGUGUUCUGGAGCUCUGGCUCUCCUUAGACCCAUAGCAGACUAUGCAGAGUUGCAGCAAAAGAACAAGCCUGCCUUGCCAUCAUCACAUGCUGGAAGUGCCCCUCAGCUUCCCCAAGUGCACAGGGGAGGAAACUCAAGUCUGAGCCAGAUUGCGAAAUCUUUCGAAGCUUUAACAGUGAAAAAGACCUCACAGAAGAAAAGGAGGAAAAGAGGAAUCAGGAAAACAGUUAAAACCUUGAUGGAAGCCGGCCCUUGGGUAGUGGCGCUGCAUCUGGCAGAUAACUGCAUAGACGGGACGGGAAAGGAUGGAGAGCAGCUGCUGGAACUCACUCAAGCUUUAACAUGCCUGAUCCAAUAUUCUACUCACUUAAGGGAAAUCGACCUUGGAAACAAUGUCCUGGGAGAAAUGGCUACAGUUGACAUCCUGGAAGCACUGAGAGCCAGAAAGACAGGUAAACUACCAUCCUUAAAAAUCACGGUCACUGCCCGUAUCUCUUCGGAAACCUUCAGAGCUAUUUGGAAACUUAGCAAGAAAUCCAAGACCGGUAAAAAGAAGAAAAAGGUAAAAAUCUGAAUACAGAUGCCAUUUUUCCAAAUGGAUGUCACCUGUUUCCAUGUCCAGACUGACAUAGCUACAAAGAUACUGCUUGUUGAACACAAAUAUUUUUCAUUGCCGUCACUCCUGUUUUGGGUUCUAAAAUUCAUUAAGACCACUUAGGAGUACCUCUCUUCACACAAAUCAGUCUCUUAGCUGUGGGUUUCAUUCUGCACCUGCUGCCACUAAGCCACCAGGAGAAGGCCAAGGCUUCACUGGCAACAUCAUGACUGAGAAAGGCAUUACUUCUGGAGACCCACUUAUCAGCGACGGCCUACCAUGGGGAAGACUCCUUGCCUAUCUUUCCAAGGAGCAUCUAACUGUAACAAGCCAGUGCAUGCCAUGACGGUGAAGAUGCCUUGUGCUGGGUACCAACUUGAUUGAAGGUUGAUGACAAGAAGCAGAGAAGGAGAGGACACUGACAAAAUUGAUGAAUGGGAAAAUUCAAAAAGUAAUUGGUUUUGAUAACAAAGUGGGGCUUAGGACUGUUGAAACAGGACCUAAAAUCAUAAACCCUAAGGAAUUAAAGUCAAACCCAGUGUGGUGGCACAGACCUGCAAUCCCAGAGGCUGGGAGUAAAUUUAAAGACAAUCCAGCUAUAUAGGGAGUUCAAGGCCAUCCUGGGCUACAUGAGACCCUGUCUCAAAUACAAAAAGAAAGAAAGAAAGGGAGGAAGGAAGGAAGGAAGAAAAAGGAAGGAGAGAGGAGAGGAGAGAAGAGAAAGAUGGAAGCAGUCUGAGCCUCUGUUGUCUUAGCAGCAGCAGCAAGAGAUGAUAAAGACAGAUAACAAUGGAAUAUUCUGGUUUAAAACAAACAAAAACAAACAACAAAACAUGCUAGCACACUCGUGUAAAUCCCAACACUGAAGAAGCAGGAGCAGGAGGAUUGCUGCAAGUCUAAAGCCAGCCUGGUCUAUAAUGAGUUCCGAACCAGCCUGAGCUCACACCAAAGCCCUAUCUCAACCAUAAGCCCCUAUAAGAAAAGCAGAAUUACCCAUGCUGGGGAGGGGUGACGGAAUCCCCUGGGGCCAGCGGAGGAGGUUGCAUCAUGGGGUUCACUGAGUGGGCGUUCUUCACAUUUCCUGACUUCUGUUUUCCCGAGUCUUCAGAACAGUGUCACUGGUACAGAACGGGCAGAGAGGAGAACAGCAAUUGUUCUUCCCCCAGUUUGGCCAAACUGUAAGUAAACCUGUCUUCCUUUACUGGUGUCUGUUUCAGAUUUUAUUUUAUUUUUUUAAUGAAGCAGCAGAUAUACGGACCUAGGUGCCUAGCAACACAUGACAACCCUGUGCAGGUACAAAACAUGAAUAAAUAAAAAACAACCCAUUUAUCUGACAUAAUACCAGCAACAUUGAGGAGUCAGAGGCUGGAGGAUCUCAAUGAGUUUGAGGUUAGUUUCUCUGCAGAGCAAGCUCCAGGCCAGCCAGAGUUACAUGGUGAGACCCUAUCUCAAAAAAUAAAAAUAAAAAAUUGAAAAUGUAGAUCUUUAUAAAUAGAUCUCAGUAAAGGGAAGGAGGAAGGGAAGGAGAGGGAGAGGGAGACAUUCUUGGAUUUCUCUUGCACAUGAGAAAUAAUGUGAAGAAAGUUAUGCUCUUUAUUUCAAACAGACAUAAACACAAUUAUAAAUAUGGCCGUUAAGAAAGUUUAGAGACGGUGGCCAUUUCUGCCAUCAUUACUCUUAAUUGUCAAAUCUGCUGGGAUUUGGAAACACACCUCUGGGUGUGACUAGGUGGGUGUUUUCUGAGAGCCUUAACUGAGGCAGGAAGUCCCACCCAAAAUGCGAAUGAGACCAUCCCAUUGGCUAGAGGCCCAGACUGAAUGAAAAUGGAGACAGAACGCUGAGCAGCAGCCUCAUCUCUUUACUCCUGACUGGAUUCCCCACUCCCCUCCCCGCACCGCCGUGCCCAGCUGGCCUCAUGCACCGGCUGCCGAGCACUGCCACUUUUUCUUCCUUUGAGUUCCCUCGGUUAAUCAUCUUGUCAGAAAGACAAGAAAAGUAGCUGGUACAAUUUCCUUAAGGACACCACCCUAGAUCUUUUCUAAAUGAGGCAACCUAGAAACUGUGCGCCACCCUCCAAAUGCCAGCUAGUUCAUGAGAGAUAGAAGAGGUACGGUUUAUAGAUGAUAAUUAGGGUUUAAAGUCUUCUGUGUCCUCACAGUAUGGUACAGCUGAGAAGGUUAUGCACUCAGCCAUUAGAGCAGCCAGAAUUUUCGAUGAAAAACCUUCUGGUUUUCAGCUGUGCAAGUCAGUUAAGCUCACUGUUUCCUGAUUUGUCCUUCUGUGAAAUACAAAUUAAAAAAAUAAUGAUAAUAACUGGACUUGGUGGCUGGCUAUUAGAUUUCUGAGACAGUGUAAAGAGGCAGAAGGCAGAAAGAGACCAGAGGCAGAGACCAGGGAAGAAGUCCAAAUCCAUUCGGGCUGACUUUGGAUUCUGGCCUCCAGGAAAACUUCUGCCACCAUGGUGGCAUAGUGUGUGUUCCUUGUGUAUGUGUGCACUUUUCCCCUGGCGCUGGAUUCAGUCUAGGGGCCUGUGCUUGCUACAUAAGCCCUCUACCUUCUCAAAGGGUUUCCUUGCACCGUGUGGAGAACAGCCAGCCAACUCAAUAAUCAAAUGCCGUUACAUUUGGGUAUUUUGUCUUGUUUUCCUAAUAUGGUGGGAUCCUCAGUGCACCAGCCACUAGGACUAUGUUGACCCAUAGACCCUUGAGAAUCAAUGGAUAAAGAGUUGUCUUUGUUUUGAGUCACAAAGUGUCUUAUCUUUACAAAGCAAUGUCUCCCCAAUGAUCUCAACAGUCAUAAAUCUCUUCCUCGGGAUUUUACAAAUGUGGGAAUAUUGAUUCCAGUUACCAGAGAAAACAACACAACUAUUGUCACAAAACUCUGAUGUCUCUCCUCUAUUCUGUUUUCGUGGGUCUAAUAAUAGAUUUUAAAAUGCCACAUGCACUCAAUAGAUCUGGUAUAAAGAGAUUUAUUAUAUGGAGGAGGAGAGAGACAGACAGUGGAAGAGCAUAGGAGAAGAGAAAGAGGGGGAUUGGAGGGGGGACCUGACAGAGAAAAGUCAGAGGCAGCAAGGAAGGGGAGAGAAGCUGAGUUGGAGAGAACUGGUGGGAGUGGCAGACGGGUUAUAUCUGGAACACUUGGCCCAAGUGGUGACAUAGGAUGCAGGUGGUGACAUAGGACAUUGUCAGGCUCCUAAAGGCCCCUGAGGGCAGGCCAGUUGAAUUACCUGAACAACAACUUAACACUCCCUCCCCCUUUUUAAUUAACAAAAAUGAGGAGCCAGGGAGGGGCAGUGAGUCAGAAUGAGGACGUUGGACUGCUUCUCAUGCAAUGUACAUUCAUUGGAAGCAUCUCUUGGCUGCCAGGGUAGAGGGAGAGACAGACAGACAGACAGACAGACAGACAGACACACACACACACACACACACACACACACACAGAGAACCAAAAUGUCCAGAUCAUAUGGUAAAGGAGAAGGGGAAGUCCCUUCCUGGAAAUUUCAGGGUAGAGGGCAGGGGUAUGCCAGCCAUGCCCUGCAGCAGAUAGGGACAAAGGAAUGCUGGGAGAACCUGGAGCUGUUUGUCCCAGUUCUGAAACACACCAUUCCAGCCUUUUGUUGAUAAUAAAUGCAUAAGGAAUAAAGAAAUCGAAUCAUCUUUGGUUACUUCCUGCUGACACUGGGGCAGCAACGGUGGG